Molecule: messenger RNA, 366 nt
Organism: Protopolystoma xenopodis
Lineage: Eukaryota; Metazoa; Platyhelminthes; Monogenea; Polystomatidea; Polystomatidae
Source: the annotation of a GenBank genome assembly
AUGGGAUUUAGCCCGACUGAUCCUCUUUGUCUCCGGUCUCCUCUCGCUUCCUCCCCUCCCUUUCGUCACGCCAACCGCGACUAUAAGACUGGGCUUUCCGAUCGGUCAACUGGCCACGGCAAUAGUAGCACCGAGACCUGUGCACGUCUGUUCCCAGGGUCGACCGGCUCUGUUGCCGCCUUCACUACGGGAGCAACGGAGCGCAAGUUGAGGAAGGAGAUCAAGAGGCUCUCCUCGGAAUUAACGGACCGAGAGACUCUGCUCGACCAGCUGAUGCAACACCAGCCGGGCGACCGAGCUCUUGUCAAACAACUGAGAGACCAGGUACAGUCGUUUUACUGUCUUUACCUCUUCACUGAUGCCUGA